AUGGGAUCUACAAGUAGCUCAAGUCAGAGUAGUAGGUCUAUACCAGUUUGUUCUAAUCGUGGAAGGAAACAUAGGGGUGUAUGCUACCGUGCAUUUGGUGCCUGUUUUCGAUGUGGCAAGACAGGCCAUGUAGAGAGAGAUUGCCCACUUAGAUCUGAUAAUGCCAACCGUCCUGCAGUAAGUUUAGCCGGAUCUGCUUUUGUAGCUAGAACAAAUAUGAGAGCUAACACCGGGAGAGAAACCUUGAGACAAGGCCUAGUUUUUGCAUUAGUGCCUGGUGAUGUGCAAAACAGUAAAGCUGUGGUGUCAGGUUCUAUGGUAUGCGCGUAUGUUUAUCCAGCACGUGACAUUGUGAUUGGUGGCAUGACAUUAUAUGUUGAUUUAUUGCCUUUGGGAAUUGAUCAUUUGAAUUGUAUAUUGGGUAUGGAUUGGUUAACGAAGCACUGUGCAUCUAUUGAUUGUGUGAGUAAAUUUGUUGUAUUUCGUCCACCUGGGUUACCAGAAUUUGUGUUUGCUGGAAAUGGGGUAGUUCCUCUACCGUAUGUGAUCUCUUUUAUGAAAGCCAGUAAAUUGCUGCGAAUGUCGAGGUUACCUAUGUUGUGUUUGGAAUAUAAAAAUGGAUAA
Camellia sinensis is the source of this 624-nucleotide messenger RNA. The record is from RefSeq and is a predicted model, not a curated record. NCBI's taxonomy places the organism in Eukaryota, Viridiplantae, Streptophyta, Magnoliopsida, Ericales, Theaceae.